AUGUCCAGCUCCAAGCUGAAAGCAGUGCACUACGAGGGCCCAUUCAAGGUCUCGGUCAAGGACGUCGAACUGCCCCAGAUACAGCAUCCGGAUGAUGUGAUUGUCAAGGUGACGACGGCGGCGAUUUGCGGGUCGGAUUUGCAUAUGUAUCAGGGACGGACGGCUGCGGAAGCGGGUCUGGUGUUUGGUCAUGAGAACAUGGGGACGAUUAUCGAGGUUGGUGCCGGCGUGACGCUUUUGGAGAAGGGGGAUAGGAUUGUGUUGCCGUUUGUGAGUAUUCUAGUAAACCCAGGCUUCGCCGGCGGAGCUUACGGCUACGUAGCCAUGGGUCCGUAUCAGGGCGGCCAAGCGCAAUACCUCCGCGUCCCCUUCGCCGACUUCAACGCCCUCAAACUGCCCAAAGGGACCGAGCACGAAGCCGACUUCAUACUGCUAGCAGAUAUAUUUCCGACAGGCUGGCAUGGGCUGGUGCUCGCUGGCUUCCAGUCCGGCGAAAGCGUCGCGGUGUUUGGCGCUGGUCCUGUUGGUCUCAUGGCAGCUUAUAGUGGUAUCCUACGAGGCGCGAGCAAGGUCUUCGUAGUCGACACAGUGCCUGAGCGACUGCAAGCUGCGGAGAAGAUCGGAUGCAUCCCUAUCGACUUUAGGAAGAGCGACCCGGUUGAGCAGAUCAUCAAGCUCAAUGACGGUAUGGUGGAUCGCGCGGUCGACGCGGUCGGGUAUCAAGCCGUGGACGCGUCCGGUAGCAAGGAGAAGCCAAACGUUGUCUUGGACCAGUUGAUCAUGGUGACCCGGCCCACGGGAGGCUUGGGUAUUCCAGGAUUGUAUGUUCCGGCCGACCCUGGAGCCCCAGACGAGCAGAGCAAGAAGGGCCAAAUUCUGAUCUCGUUCGGCAAGCUCUUCGAAAAGGGCUUGCAUCUUGGCACCGGGCAGUGUAAUGUGAAGGCCUACAACAGGUAUCUUCGCGACAUGAUUGUAUCGGGCAAGGCCAAGCCGAGCUUCGUCGUGUCUCACGAGAUUAAUAUCGACGACGCGCCGACGGCAUACGAGAAGUUUGACAAGAGAAUCGAGGGGUAUACGAAGGUGUUGAUCCAUCCGAACGGAGCUCUGAACUAG
This is a messenger RNA of Alternaria incomplexa, 1113 nucleotides long. RefSeq lists its product as uncharacterized. Lineage: Eukaryota; Fungi; Ascomycota; Dothideomycetes; Pleosporales; Pleosporaceae. The coding region runs from base 1 to 1113 and encodes 370 amino acids. The record is from RefSeq and is a predicted model, not a curated record. Gene Ontology annotation, molecular function: oxidoreductase activity; zinc ion binding. The transcript is spliced from 3 exons.